AACUACAACGUGUGUAGUGAUAUUUUCAAAUAAAUUGUCAUAAUAGCAAUUUUGUGCCGGUAAUCGGAAUCAAUAUAAUUUUUAGUUUAAAUAAUUAUUAAACUGUAUAAUAUAAAUUAUAUAAUUAUUUUCAUUAUGUUUAUAAAAUAAAAAAAUAAAAAGUCUGAAUAAAAUUUUUAAGUUUGUUAAGUAUGUUGUUUUAUUCGUUCUUCAAAUCCUUGAUCGGAAAGGAUGUAGUUGUAGAAUUAAAAAACGAUUUAAGUAUUUGUGGCACUUUGCACUCAGUAGAUCAAUAUCUGAAUAUAAAAUUAACUGAUAUAAGUGUAACUGAUCCAGAUAAAUAUCCUCACAUGUUAUCUGUAAAAAAUUGUUUUAUUCGAGGAUCGGUAGUACGUUAUGUACAAUUACCAGGAGAUGAAGUGGAUACUCAGCUACUACAGGAUGCUGCACGCAAGGAAGCAGCAGUUCAAGCAAGAUAAUUUAUAUUAUUAUUAGAUAUAAAAAUAUCUCAGAUUUAUUUUUUACUAUUGAAAUCAGGAAUUAUAUACAAUGAACAUACAAAUUAUGAAUUUGUACAUCUAUAAGUAUAUAAAUUGAGUUUAUUAUUAAAAUAUUAAUUUCUAAUUAUAAGAAUUCUUAAAAUUAUUCCUUAUUAUAUGUAUUGCAUAUAGAAAAAAAAAACAAUUAUUGCUAUUCAUAAAAGCAAUAAAUUUUA
Molecule: messenger RNA, 715 nt
Organism: Apis florea (little honeybee)
Lineage: Eukaryota; Metazoa; Arthropoda; Insecta; Hymenoptera; Apidae
Product: U6 snRNA-associated Sm-like protein LSm2
Biological process (GO): mRNA splicing, via spliceosome
Cellular component (GO): U6 snRNP; P-body; U4/U6 x U5 tri-snRNP complex
Molecular function (GO): RNA binding
Source: RefSeq, a predicted model, not a curated record